Messenger RNA from Durusdinium trenchii, 1458 nucleotides. Lineage: Eukaryota; Dinophyceae; Suessiales; Symbiodiniaceae. The record is from the annotation of a GenBank genome assembly.
UCUGACCACCUCUUUUGCUGCCUGCUGCACCCCGCUGUGCGGGCCGUGGGCGCGCUGAUGCUCCUUCAGCCGGUGCGGCCGUGCGCCAAGCGCACAUGAGCACAUGGAGGGAGCUGAGAGACAGGCUUCUCAAAGCUCUCAGCCAUCUCAGGUGAGCUCCGAACAAGCGAAAUGGAAGCAGAUGAUGGACGAGGGCAUCGCGCGGUACAUGCGCGAACAUCCGGAUCGCUUCCACCGGAGGGUGCGCCGGGGGAUCCCCCCGGAGUUCCGGUGGAGAGUUUGGAAAGCGGCGGUGAGGUUGGAUGAUGCCUGGCCUUCUGUUGAUUACCACAGCCUUUGCGAGAAGGAGACUCAGUGGACUCCGUCCAUUGUCAUGGAUGUGACGCGGACCUUUCCCGACGUCAAGGCCUUUGAUGAUGUUCAGCAGCAGCGCCUCAAGCGUGUGCUGAACGCCUAUGCCAGUUGCAACCCAGAGAUUGGCUACUGCCAGGGCAUGAAUUAUGUCGCGGGCUUGCUGCUGCUCGUCUCUCACAAUGAGGAAGAGAGCUUCUUUGUCUUCACCCAGUUGAUGGAGCAUGAGGACUUCGGCCUCGCGGGCUUCUAUGUGGGUAAGUCGGGGCUCUCAACGUGGCACCGGUCUUCAACGUGGCGAGGAGAGAGCCAUGGAGAGCCCGGAAGGCUGCCGCUCCUCCGGCGCUACUUGCGUGCCUGCGAGAGCCUAGUGGCUGAUACGCUCCCCGAGCUGCGAGAGCACUUCAUCAAGCAGAGCGUGCAGCCGGCGGUGUACCUCCACCAGUGGUUUCUCACUCUCUUCAUCAACUGCUUCCCCAUUUCGAUGGUCAUGAUCCUUUGGGAUGUGAUUAUGUGCGAGGGCCUUCCCGUGAUCUUGCGCAUCGCCGUGUCCAUCCUGCAGGUACUGAAAGACUCCUUGCUGUCCAUGGAGUUCGAGGACAUCAUCAAAUUUUUCAAGAUGAUGAAGACCUAUCAUGACGAGGAUGGGGAGCUCGGUGCAGUGAAGAUUGGUCAGCUGUUAAUGAAACACACCGAGCAUGUACAUAUUCCCGACGACACCCUGCAGUACCUGCGACCUUCCAACGUGGAGGACGAUGGGAACUUGGACUCUGAUGAAUCCUGGGAGAACGAGCACUCGCCCUGGUACUACCGAUGGGUGAGCGGUAUGUGGCCUUGGGGCAAGAAGAAGCCUUUUGCUUCAACUUCUUGGUCAAGGUCGGCGCCGCAGCUGGGCGAGGCAUCCCCACGAACUCGGCGUGAGGGCCUUGCCUCCGGCGCUUCAGCGCCCAACGUGGCAGGUGCUCCAACCGUCGAAGAUGACCAUCCGGAGGAGAAUGAGUCCUUCUUCGCACGAGGUUGGGAGUUCCUUUGAGACCACAGCUGAGCUAGCGCCGUGCAGUGUUCCGCUUUCAGAGAGCGGCAGAGUCCGGUUGCCUGAUAGGAGCG